AUGUAUUCCACAAGUACGCAGAAAAGGGAAUGGACAUUCACAAGAGAAGAACUAAAAGAAAGGCGAAGAAAGGCGAACGAACAAUUCCGGGCUAAGCAAGCCGAUUUGUUGCAACCGGGAGAAGAAUCCAUUUUUCUAACUCCUGAGGAGGAAGCGAAGAUGAUUAACGUCGUAGAAAGUGCUGCCAUAAGGUUCUCCGACACUUUUCAACCCCACAUGUGGCCAUCAGUUCGAUGGACAGCCUAUGCAUACUUUAAACGUAUUUUUCUCGACUGGUCUGUGAUGGAAGCCAGUCCUAAAAUUGUGAUGAUGGCAUGCUUCUACCUUGCCAUGAAAGUUGAAGAAUUUUAUGUAAAUAUUGAUGAGUUUGUUAGCAACUUGAAAUCUGGAACACCUGAACAGAAUACUACCCGAAUCUUGGGAUUAGAACCAGAAAUCAUGCGGCAUUUGAUGGAGAUGAAAACACGUAUGUUGCUUCUUAAUUUCAAUGUCGAGUCCAUUCGGGAGCCCGCGGACCAAUUUUUCCGACAAGCACUUCUCUCGGAUGCAAUGUUGAUAUAUCCACCGUCGCAAAUAGCUUUGGCUGCUCUGAAAUAUGGAUUGGAUUCACUCGGUAUCACCGUCUUUAAAUGGAACAAGUCUCCCGACGUUCUCACUGAAUUUCUACAGAAGCUCAUGGGUAUUGAAGAUGAUUGGAAAGGAAUGCAUGGAGAUGCUCUUCAUACUAUUGAAAAGCUCAUAAACAGUAGGUGCUUGGUACUUAACAGAAACGCUGUGAAUCUCGAUGUUAUAUGA
Haemonchus placei is the source of this 795-nucleotide messenger RNA. The record is from the annotation of a GenBank genome assembly. NCBI's taxonomy places the organism in Eukaryota, Metazoa, Nematoda, Chromadorea, Rhabditida, Trichostrongylidae.